GUCUCCCCAGGGAAAAGAAUGGGCUGCCGUAAACACGAUGCUUGUUAUUGCCAGGUGCUAACUACACCAACAGGCAACAGGCCCACGCCCACCAGUACAGUGCACCACUACAAAUUAUAUGUUCUUGCACUAGCUACGGGAGAAGCUUGAGAACACUCGGCUCCUUUUGUCACAAGUAUAUACGAACAAGUUUUUGAUUUUUCAGCUGCCAACGCAAAAAAGAUGCCAGCCCCCGCGGCCGAGCCAAUCCAGUACCACAUUCACGUGGUGGGAAAAUGGCAGGCUCCAGAUUUUCACAAGCUCCGCAUGGCAGCGGAGUUCUUGGCACAAAACAGGUAUUCACUUCUUCGUGCGCUCAUGAUGAGCAAGUGGUAUUCAUCCAUUGCAAAACAGGUACUCACGGUGAAUGUGGUGAAGUAGAAUUCGAUUUGCUUUCCGGCGAGAUGACCAUUAUUUCAUUGCUUCAAGAACGUAGUACUCAGGCAUAGCAAAAACCUUACCCAAACUCAGAUCAAACGUCCGCGCCACGAUUGAGGGCUACUUUGAAGCACAGUACGAAAUCCGACUGAAAAAGAUCGCUGGCAGCCUGGGAGGCGCGUUUUUCAUGUGCAAGCCAAGUAACACGCUCGUGUACGCCAUAGCAGACGACGAGAAGGCGCUCUAUUUCGCAAAUAUGGACAGAUUCUUCGAAUGGGCAGAGAAAAGGUAAAAAUAGAAAAAUGUAUAUUUUUUGCUUUAUCCUGUUCGCAGACGCGCCGCAGUAUGAAGAGAGAUGAUUGAUCAUUGUACAUGUGCUCUACUUCUCUUUCUCUCGCAAUACAAAUUUUCUGUCAAUUUUCUGUCAGGUUCAAAUACGAAGACAGUACGUCGAUGCUGGUGUACAAGAGGCUCGCGAAUAAAGCCCAGCAGCAGAACUUUGCGAAGUCAAGGAGAUACUGCCAGGUCACGUUUCAAUUUGGCGACCGAGAAGCCGAGCCCGUGGCGUUUGAACUCUUUCACAAGGAGUGCCCAAGAAUCGUGAACAACUUUUUGGCGCUGCUGCAAAGCGGGAAAUACCUUGGAUCCCCAGUAAUCACUGAUUUUUCUAGAAGGGGUUUGUUCCAUCGUUUGAUUUUGUUCUAAACAAGUGUAAGUGUCGAAGAUAAAUUUAGAUGUCUUCGCCUGCAUGAUCUUCUUCAAGCCAAAUCACUUGAUGCAAUGUAUAAUCACCAGAAUCACCGAAAAAAUCACAGAUACACCGAAUAA
Messenger RNA from Amoebophrya sp. A120, 1245 nucleotides. Lineage: Eukaryota; Dinophyceae; Syndiniales; Amoebophryaceae. The record is from the annotation of a GenBank genome assembly.